CCACGUACAGUACAGUAUUUCUGCCAUCUUUGUUUGCAUUGCAGUGAGUCAUCAAAAGUCUGUCUUGCACCAACACCCGGAGCCGUGCAUUCCUCUGGCACCAACGCGCCACUGUUUUUAAAGCUGGGGCUGGGAGCUGGCAUUUACUUCAGCUCCCAAAUCAAAGGCGGCUAUUCAUUCCCGAGAGCUGCCUGGAUGUUCGUCUGCAUCCGGCUGCUUCAUUGAGAUGCUGCGCGCUGCCCGGGAGAGCCGGCCUGGGUGCAGCUGAACUGCGGCCGCUGAGCCCAGCGCCCAGCUCUCUGCCACCCCCACCCCUCCUGCAGGGCUCCUCACGCCCUCCCCACCUCAGGGUUCCUUGCUGCAUUCCCCGAGCAGCUGGCGGGCCGGUGUGCGGGAGCCUGCUGCCAGGCUGAGUGGGCAGUGUCUGCCGCCGGCCACAGCCGCUGAAGAUGUGCCUCAUCCAGGCUGCCCCACGUUGAGUCUGAGACCAGCCCACCACAGCACCCACCAUGUCUCAGAUGCUGCACAUCGAGAUCCCCAACUUCGGGAACACAGUGCUCGGCUGUCUCAACGAACAACGCCUGUUAGGCCUCUACUGUGAUGUGUCCAUCGUGGUCAAAGGCCAGGCCUUCAAGGCCCACCGUGCAGUCUUGGCCGCCAGCAGCCUCUAUUUCCGAGACCUCUUCAGUGGUAAUAGCAAGAGUGCGUUCGAGCUGCCGGGCACGGUGCCGCCUGCCUGCUUCCAGCAGAUUCUGUCCUUCUGCUACACAGGUAAGCUUACCAUGGCAGCCAGUGAGCAGCUCGUGGUCAUGUACACAGCCGGCUUCCUGCAGAUCCAGCACAUCGUGGAGCGGGGCACAGAUCUCAUGUUCAAGGUGAGCUCACCCCACUGUGACUCGCAGACCGCAAUGAUCGAAGAUGCCAGCUCAGAGCCCCAAAGUCCCUGCAACCAGCUGCAACCGGCCACUGCUGCCUAUGUCACGUCUCCUUCUGUGCCCAUCCCGCUUCUGACCCGUGUAAAGCAUGAAGCUAUGGAGAUGCCGCCGGCCAGUGGCCCGGGCCUGGCUUCUAAACGCCCACUAGAGACGGGCCCUCGAGAUGGUGUGGCAGUAGCUACAGGUGCUGCAGGGACACCUGGCACGGCCCCUCUGAAGCUGCCUCGUGUCUCCUACUAUGGUGUGCCAAGCCUGGCCACUCUCAUCCCCAGCAUCCAGCAGGUACCCUAUCCCCCGGGGGAGCGGACCAGUCCUGGGGCCAGCAGCCUGCCCACCACUGACAGCCCUACCUCCUACCACAACGAGGAGGACGAGGAGGAUGACGAAGCCUAUGAUACCAUGGUGGAGGAGCAGUAUGGCCAGAUGUACAUUAAGGCCACAGGAAACUAUGCAGUGCAAGAGAAACCGGAGCCAGUGCCCCUGGAGAGCCGCUCCUGUGUCCUCAUCCGUCGAGACUUGGUGGCACUCCCUGCCAGCCUCAUCAGCCAGAUCGGGUACCGCUGCCACCCAAAGCUCUACUCGGAGGGAGAUCCUGGAGAGAAACUGGAGCUUGUAGCAGGCUCCGGGGUCUACAUCACACGUGGCCAGCUCAUGAACUGCCACCUGUGUGCAGGAGUGAAGCACAAGGUCCUGCUGCGGAGGCUCCUGGCUACCUUCUUUGACAGGAACACACUGGCCAACAGCUGUGGCACUGGCAUUCGCUCCUCCACCAGUGAUCCGAGCCGAAAGCCACUGGACAGCCGAGUCCUGAACGCUGUGAAACUGUACUGUCAGAACUUUGCCCCCAGCUUCAAAGAGAGCGAGAUGAACGUGAUUGCCGCAGACAUGUGUACUAAUGCUCGCCGUGUCCGUAAGCGCUGGCUGCCCAAGAUCAAGUCCAUGCUUCCAGAGGGUGUGGAGAUGUACCGUAGUGUCAUGGGUGCGUCGGCCGCCAGCCUGCCCCUGGACCCCGAGUUCCCAUCUGCGGCUUCACAGGUGUUUGAGCAGCGCAUCUAUGCUGAGCGAAGAAGUGAUGCAGCCACCAUCGUGGCUCUGAGAACUGAUGCGGUGAAUGUCGAUCUGAGCACUUCAGCCAACCCUGCCUUUGAGGCUAAUGAGGAGGUGGAUGGGGGUGGCUCUGUUAUCCAGGAGGUGGCUGCUCCAGAGCAACUGCCUGCUGAUGGCCAGAGCUCUCCUCAGGCCUUCGAGCAGGGCAACACCAGCUCCAGUAGGCCUCAGACACCAGUGGCCACAGCAACAAGAAGGCCAGAGGGCACCUAUGCGGGGACCUUGUAAGUGGCCGGCAAGGCCAACUCACAAGGGACCGAGUACUAAAGCUGCUUGCAUGCGUUACUAAUACAAACAAAUGUGAUCAAGCCACUUACCUACUGAACUGCUACUGCUGCCUGACAAAAAUGUGAUUUUUAUUCUGCCUGUAUUUAAAAUGGAUGAAGGAAACAAAUGCAUUCAUUAUACUGUAAACAUUUAGGCCGCUGGCCACUCUCUGGGACAAAGGUCCCAGGGCAACUUUUUGAUAUUCCCCAGCUCAGUCUCCCGUGGUAGUGUUCUCUCUCCCUUCUUGGGGAGGCAGAAGUGACCACCAGGUCCCUGAUGUCCUACCCUGACCCUGCCUCAUCCACCCUUCUUAUUCCCCUGCUCUGAAAGCAGAAGCUGGGGCAGCAGUGGCCUGGGGCUGGAGGGGCAAACACGACACUCCAUUCUUACCCAUAAGGACCCCACUGGGAUGGUGGGGGGAGUGCUGGGCCCCCAGAGGCCGGACUUCUCUUGUUUUCAUUCCUCCUAAGAAGCUGCCUGCGUGUGUGUGUGUGUGUGUGUGUGUGUGUGUGUGUGUGUGUGUGUGUAUGCGGAAAUAAGUGAGCGAGAGAGAGAGAGAGAGAGAGAGAGAGAGAGAGAGAGAGAGAGAGAGAGAGAGAGAAAGGGGGGCAGGAAGACCAGUAAUGGCCCUGCAGUAGCUGUGGCUGGUCACCUGGGGGUGAGGGAAAGAUGAGGUGUUCCCCCCUCCAUACCUGUGUCCUCACUCUGCUCCACCCAGACCCCCAGCGGCUGGCCUGCUGAUCUCCCCAGGGUCUCUCUGCCCCUGGCCAUGGCUGCCCUCACCACCCUCUGCCUCUCCAGCCACUCUGGGAUUUUGCUUGUUUGCUGUUUUUGUUUAGUUCAGAUCUAUUUUGUUUGUGGUUUGGAAACUUUCAGACCGAACAGAGAAAAAAAAAAAAAAAAGAAAGAAAAAAAAAAAAAGUGAGAGACUAGUGUCCCUGUUCCCACCCGCUAUGGAUUUGGGUGAACACAUGUCCAUAACCCCCAUCUUGGCCUCCCAUUGGAGGCAGAGGGGCCCAGGAAAGUACAGCUAACUGUGUACAGCCAAGCUAUGUGCUGUGUGGGCCUGGCCAGCAGGACACUGCUGCCUGGGGUAGGCUCAGCGCUCACUGGGGGCGCCUGUGUAGUAGCAGGCACAGGCCCUACAGGCCUGGGCCAGGGCAGUUGGCAGGUGUGGAUCGACCUCACUGGGGACCAGAAACUUAGACUAUCAUGAGGACGGCACCUGCGGGGGCCGUGGAGGACAGCUGGUGGGCAGCAGGCUGGCGCUUUACCGUUUUAAAGUGUGGAAUAUGCUCCCAAGGCUACCUUCCCAAGUAUCUUCUCUUGGACUCUUGUCUGAGGACUGCCUGCCCACCUGCAAAACCCAGCAGCUGUGGAGGUGCCCAAGGACACCCAGGAUAAAAAACUUGAAAGGUCUCGUCCCUACCCCUCUCUGCAUCCUGAGUUUGCUGCCCUGUGAACUCCUCCUGUGUGAUGACAUACAUGCCAACCCAUGUAUAGUCAUAUCUUCCCCUCCCCUCUUUUGAAAGACCUGUGGUAUGGAAAGGGAAGGGGGCAGGUGCUGUGGGAACUGAGCUGAGCCCUUCCCCCUGCUCCUUGGUAACCCAAGCCUGCAUUCCUAGGGCCAGUUCAGAGGCUAGCUAAUAUCCAGCUCCGGAACUAGCUGCCCAGAGAUGGACCUCUCACCUCUCCAUCUUACUCAUAGGUAGGUUGGAGCCCCAGCCAGCCCUUUAGUGACUCGGACCAAACCCUCCUGGUGCUGGGUGAAGACCAUAGAACUGCAGGGGGUACGGCAGGAUUGGGGACAGGGCUGUGCCCUUCCCCUCUGGAAUAUCCCUUCAUCUGCUUCCCCCACCCAAAUUUGCACUUUAAUUUGACCAUCCUUGGGGACCUUUGGGAGACAAACCCACCUAUUUUGGUUGUGGUAGAAGGGCUCUUUCUCAUCUCUCCACUCCAAGACGAGCAUGGUCCCACCCUGGGCCAGCAUAGGGAGGGUGCUGCUGGCCAUCAGAGGAACAGUGGCCGCACAGAAUGCCUGACCACUGCUCGGGCUAGCACAAUGUCCUCAACCUCUGUCCCUUAGUGUUUAUAAUUGCCAUCUGUUUUGUUCUGGGUAAGGAAGGCAAGAGCUAUAGGUAAAACUUCAAUAAUAUUAAAUGUGAAUGGGUUCUGAGCUCUCCCUGUGCCCCGGGUGGGCCGGACAGAGCGUUUUGCACUAAUGUGUCCCAUGGUGGACGUUGUGGGGAUCGUUUGCAGACAUGCAUGGCCAAUGACUGUACCUGCUUGGGGGGGCACUCCCUCUGCGUCCUGAAUGUACUGCGAGGCAGGCGGGUGGCAGGCCUGGGCUCCGAGGGGCCUUCCAGAGUGCCUUAGCAUCUUUUGAUUAUUUUUUUCAAGGAAAACCAAUUAAAAAACCAGACUCCCUCCUUUGUUUACAAGAUGACUAAUUCCAGAAUCGGGGCUGUCUUGUCCUGUCACGUGACCCUGACUUGUCCAGACCCUAUAGGUGAGAACCUCUCAGCAUUUGUCAGAUGUCUACACCUCUGUUCCUAGCUUGACUACUAGCAAUAUGCACAUACUAUGUAGAGUCUAUUGUAGAAACGAUUGCUAUAUCAGCAUCUUUGCCAGGAGGACAGUCGGGACUGGAUCGGGUUGGAGCUGCCGGGGCAGGGCUGGAUCCAGCCAUUACUCUUCUGUCCUCCCAGAACGGACAAUAGUCCCUGAGGCAGCUGGGAUGAAUACAGCAGGUCUGGGGCAAGGGACCAGAGACAGGGCUCAUAGUGUGAGCUUGGAGGUUCUGCCUGUUUGCCUGGCUGUCUCAGUACUUGAAUUCUGUAUUGUUUUCUAUACCAGUUGCUUCAGCUAACAUCUGAUUUGGUGUCUUACUUUGCCCUUGGAUGUGGAUGCAGCCAGUGAUGGAUGAAAGGCAAGUGAGGAGAGACUGAGGGGUCCUUUGUGGUGUGACUGCAGGUGUGGGCCCCGAAGAAAACUAAAUGUGUGGUGUUUGUUUAGAACCUAAAAGAAGGCAGAAGAAAGGGGCUGUGAGACUGAUGAGCGGACAGGGCCAGUCCCGUCCAAGGGACUGUGGGGUGCCUGCUGCUACCUGCUUCAAUAGCAGGAACUUCCCAAGCCCAGUGCUACCCACAUUGUGCUCUUGUCCCACUGUCCCCUGCUUGGGUUCCCUAAAGAUGGUGAUUCUUAGCUGACUGAAGAGCAGGUGGCUAUCAGCUGUUAGAACCUGCUCGCCGCAGAUCCCAGAUUGGAAUGGCGGCAAGCACUUUACCCACUGCACUGUGCACUGGGUGGACGGGUGCUGCUGCUGGGUGGUUCUGCAAGUCAGACAGCUCAGCCUGUGCUGGCGGAAGAAGGGCUCAAUACAAAGUGUUUCAAAAGUGGCAAAGGUGUUUGCUUUGUUUUGUUUUCCUAGAAAGGAAAAGGAUGCAGGAUCUAAAACAUUCUGAUUGAAUAGCCUCUGCUUGUGUCCCAUUGGUCGCCUCACUGCAAGCACGAUUGUGAUUUUUAUGUCAAAGGAAGCCAAAAUUUGCAAUACUAUUUUUAGCAGACAAAAAGAUAACUCAGUAUAAAAUGUAUAAAUAUUUUUGACUUGAACAUUUUGGGUGUCUCUGGGUGCAAGAAGAACAUUUAUCCCUUCAGUGGGAUGUUUGGAGAAAAGGACCCAAGGAAGAGGGUUGUUUUGAAGGCACUGUCCAGGGGUUAAAGUAGCAUCAUAACUCAUGACUGUUAGAAACUAAGUUAAUAAAGUCAUUGCUCCCCUACCUCUGAGGCGGCCUUCACAGAACCACUGAGCUAGAACAGACACCACAUCUUGGCUUUCUUCUGUUUUAGGGCGGAGGAAGCUUUGGUUUUUGGUUUCUUUUGGUUUGUUUUUGUUUUGUCCCUCCAGCAUCCUCCUCUCUCUGUGCUGUGACCCCGUAGUGACAAGACUGUUACUUUGUAGCCAUGGCUGAAAACAUUGUAUCUAUAACAACAAAAACAACAACAACAAAAAAAAAAA
Mus pahari (shrew mouse) is the source of this 6327-nucleotide messenger RNA. It is a transcript of the gene Nacc2, whose product is annotated as NACC family member 2. Gene Ontology annotation, biological process: regulation of transcription by RNA polymerase II. The transcript is spliced from 6 exons. NCBI's taxonomy places the organism in Eukaryota, Metazoa, Chordata, Mammalia, Rodentia, Muridae. Gene Ontology annotation, molecular function: DNA-binding transcription factor activity, RNA polymerase II-specific; protein binding; RNA polymerase II cis-regulatory region sequence-specific DNA binding. The coding region runs from base 510 to 2270 and encodes 586 amino acids. The record is from RefSeq and is a predicted model, not a curated record.